AUGUCCCGCCUCCUCCUCCGCACUCCCCGCCUCACAGCUUCCGCACUAGGUCUCACCUCCUACACCUCCUACACACUCCUCCAAUCGCACCGCUUUCCCGCUCGCUUGGAUUCGGUUUCCUCGCCGCUGUCGAAGAAUGGGAAUGCGCCGAUCAUCAAGAAGGGGGCGGCUUGGAUUCGAAGACUAACCCCCACUAACACCAAACCCACCACAGGACUAGGAGCCGGUCUGGCAGUCAGUACAUUUUCGCGUUCCCUCGCCCUAAUAAUCGGAUUAAUGGUCGUUGGGAUACAAUGGGCCUCUUCCCACGGCCUUGAUAUCGUCCCUACAGAUCGUAUUCAGAGAUACAUCAAACAUGUAAAUUUGCGUUCCCUCGUGGAAGAAAACGUUGCGUUUAAAGUUUCUUUUGGUACCACUUUUGCCAUGGCUGCUUUUAUGCGAUUUUAG
This is a messenger RNA of Botrytis fragariae, 447 nucleotides long. RefSeq lists its product as uncharacterized. The transcript has 3 exons. The coding region runs from base 1 to 447 and encodes 148 amino acids. Lineage: Eukaryota; Fungi; Ascomycota; Leotiomycetes; Helotiales; Sclerotiniaceae. The record is from RefSeq and is a predicted model, not a curated record.